AUGCCGUCCAACGAGAUUGAGGCCAAGGGGCCUCGUGGCCCUGAUGGUACCGAGGCCUCGGUAUCACCAGUCCACAGCGCCGACGAGAAGAGCGUCGACAUUUCCAAGAAAGCGGCGUUGGACUCCGAAAUCCUCCCAGUUGAGCGCAACGACGACAGCGACAGCGACAGCAAAGAUGCGAUCAUCGUUACUGGUGCCGAUGCCUCGCGCCACUUGCUUCCCAUGCGAGACGACCAUGACAGCGCUUUGACAUUCCGAAGUCUUCUACUCUCCUCUGGUCUUGCCUGCUUCCAAGCUGUGAUGUACCAGAUUUAUACAUUCAAACCCACCAUGAUCACCAUUCAGGGAACAUUCAUCGUCCUCAUCUCAUACUUCAUCGGAAACGCUUGGGCCUUCGCCCUUCCUCGCGGUGACAAAUUCGAAGCCCGGUGGAGAGCCGGCGGUAACACUGGCUCGUUACCGUUCUGGCUCAAGGUCAUCAAGUUCAUCAACCCUGGUCCAUGGGGUCUCAAAGAGCAUGCCAUCUGCGCCAUCACAGCCACUUCCGCUUCAAACGCUGCAGAGAGUGUCCAAGUAUUUGCCGCUCAGGAUCUCUUCUACAACAUGCCGUUGAGUCCUACCACUGUCAUCCUGAGUACCAUUUCUAUUGGUCUUUUCGGUUAUGGUUUGUGUGGUGUCAUGCGUCCUGUGGCAGUUUGGCACGUCGACGCGGUGUUCUGGAGUAACUUGCCUACCGUCAAGACACUCCAGGGUCUGCAUUGGCAAGAAGUUAAGGACUCGAAGCCCCUUCGAUAUUUCUGGUACAGCUUUACUGGAAUGUCGUUGUAUGAGUUCUUUCCUGCUUAUAUCUUCCCUUGGCUUAACUCCGUUUCCAUCCCGUGUCUCGCCGCUAUGAAAGCAACCGGCGAAAAAGCCAAACAUCUCACCCUCAUCUUUGGUGGAGCUACGAACAACGAAGGUCUUGGUCUCUUCACAUUUUCUCUCGAUUGGCAAUAUAUUACCUCAUUCAACACAUCUCUUCCUCUUCCUCUUCAGGCCCACAUGGCCGCUGGAUUCUUCGUCUGCUACAUCGUCAUGGUGGGCAUCUACUACGGCAACGGAUGGGGUGCCAAGUCCCUCCCUUUCAUGUCCACUCGACUUCUCCUCGAGAACGGCACGACUUACCCGAUUGCUGAGGUCUUUGAGGGUGGUGUACUUAACGAACAGCGUUUAUUGAACAUUGGUCUCCCCAGGUUGACCGGUACCUUCGCCUAUGCCAUGUUCAUGGCCAACGCUGCGAUCGGCGCUCUAAUCCUCCACUGUAUCCUCUUCUGGGGCAAGGACGUUGUCAAGGCAUUCAGGAGUGCCAGGGAAGGUCGCUACGAUGAUCGUCACCACGAACACAUGGCCAAAAACUAUAAAGAGGCUCCCUGGUGGUGGUACAUCACCAUUCUGGUCGGCAGCUUCAUUCUUGGUCUCAUCGUCGUGAUCAAGGAGAACAUUACGCUCCCUGUUUGGGCCUACAUCGUAUCACUCGUUGUAGGCUCAGUCAUCGCGCCUGUUAGCACUUUGCUCUACUCUAGGUACGGAAAUGGAAUUGCGACCAACAACCUGUCAAAGAUGCUGGCUGGUCUCAUGCUUCCGGGAAAGCCCGUGGGUAACAUGUAUUUCGCUGCAUGGUCUCACAACGUCAUUUCCAACGCUGUCAACCUGUCUGGUGAUCUCAAGAUGGGCGAAUACCUUAAAAUUCCUCCACGAGUCAUGUUCCUCACACAGAUUUGGGGAACCAUCCUUGGAGGUUUCAUCAACUACGCUGUCAUGAUCAGUAUUGUGGGCAGUAACCGAGAACUGCUCAAAGAUGGAGAUGGAAACUCUUCUUGGAGUGGCGCUACGAUGCAGUCAUACAACACUAACGCAACCUCAUGGGCGCUGGCUGGUUACCUUUACAAGAUUGGUGGUACUUAUGAACUCGUACCCUUCGGUCUCCUCGUCGGUGCUAGUCUGGUCGUUAUGCAUCGCAUUUUCUACAAGUUUUUCCCCAAGAUCAAGAACCUCGACGUUGCCGAUAUCAACUUCGCUCAAUUCAUCCAGUACGCUGGUUACAUUCCUUACAACCAGAGUCAAACAUGCGUCAUCUUGAGUCAGUUGGGAUCCGGCUUCUUCGUCCAGUACUACCUUCGAAACUACCGCCCGCGCAUUUUCAGAGACUACUCAUACCUGGUGACAGGUGCUUUUGACGGUGCAAGUCUCACUGUUCUUUUCAUCCUUUCGUUUGCUGUUUUCGGUGCUGGUGGUCCUGGACAUCCUUUCCCAACUUGGUGGGGAAAUAACGCUGAUGGCAAUUAUGAUCUUUGCCCUGUUCCUGAAUAA
This is a messenger RNA of Fusarium coffeatum, 2349 nucleotides long. RefSeq lists its product as uncharacterized. Lineage: Eukaryota; Fungi; Ascomycota; Sordariomycetes; Hypocreales; Nectriaceae. Gene Ontology annotation, biological process: transmembrane transport. The record is from RefSeq and is a predicted model, not a curated record. The transcript has 8 exons. Gene Ontology annotation, molecular function: oligopeptide transmembrane transporter activity. Bases 1 to 2349 code for a protein of 782 amino acids.